AUGUAUGCCAAGGAAGAAAAAUGUUUAAUCUCACAGAUCUGUGAAGGCCUGUUCUCCAAAAUAUCAGAGAGAAGUACGAGCAAUAUGGUGUCAUUUCGUACAGAGGUCAGGUAUGGGAUGUUUUUUAACAUGUAUGUGUAUGACCUGCUUAAAAAGAAGACUGUAGUUAUGGAGAGUGGAGGCUUAAGAGUGAGAGAGCACCCGAGGGAUGGACCAUAUGUUGAGAAUCUGUCCAAGCAUUUCGUACAUGACUACAGCAACAUGGAAGAGUUGAAAACUGCUGGGAACGCCAACCGUAUCACUGCCAGAACAAGGAUAAAUGACUCCAGUAGCGGUUCGCAUGACAUCUUCACCAUCUGCUUCACUCACAAAUGGUUUGAUGCAGAGUUGCCACGCGAGAGGAUGAGUAAGAUCCACCUGGUGGAUCUGGCUGGCAGUGAGAGGGCAGACACCACACAGACUUCAGGCAUCAGACUAAAGGAGGGCGCCAACAUCAACAAAUCCCUCAUCACCCUGGGCAAUGUGAUGUCAGUUCUGGGUAAAUGGCAUUCAAAGCAGGACUACUGA
This is a messenger RNA of Hippocampus zosterae (dwarf seahorse), 567 nucleotides long. Its product is annotated as kinesin-like protein KIF16B. Lineage: Eukaryota; Metazoa; Chordata; Actinopteri; Syngnathiformes; Syngnathidae. The record is from RefSeq and is a predicted model, not a curated record. The transcript is spliced from 5 exons. Gene Ontology annotation, molecular function: microtubule binding; ATP binding; microtubule motor activity. The coding region runs from base 1 to 567 and encodes 188 amino acids. Gene Ontology annotation, biological process: microtubule-based movement.